AUGUUAAAUUUGCUGAAAAAGUGCAAAGGGCGAAUUGUAAAUGUUGGCUCCGUACUACCUAAAUGUAGGUUUACUGAAGUGGACUGUGAGAAUCUUAAAGCAGAGAAGUCUUUCGAUUUUUCAAGAUUUUACGAAUCCAAAGUAGCACUGAUGAUAUUUACCAAAGAGCUUGCAAAACGAACUAAAAAUUCAGGUAUUGUUGUUUCCUAUGUAAACACUGGAUUGGUAGAUAUCGACCUUUACCGAGACAUUUCAUGGCUAUUUCUUCUUUGUCAGUCUCUCCGUAAGGGACAAGGACUAAAGUCGGCGACAGAGGGUGCUCUGUCUGUGCUGUUCUGUGCCCUGGACGACUCUGUACAGACGGGUGAGUGUUACAGUAACGGUCAGCCCAUGGACCAUACGUCGUUACCUGUCUCUGUGUACGACAAAGGACUAGCCAAAAAGCUGUGGGAGGCCAGUGAGAAACUCACAGAAACAUUCAAUAAGACAAAUACCACAAACGCCCUCAAUCGUCGUAAAAUAGUAACAAACGACUUUUAUACUGAGCUGAAAAUAAAACUUGAACAACAUGGGCGCGCCGAGUAGCACAUGAUAUCAUAUGCUACAUGCAACGAUUAUAAAUGAUUGUUAUUUUUAUUAAAAGCGCUCCUAUUA
Molecule: messenger RNA, 654 nt
Organism: Magallana angulata
Lineage: Eukaryota; Metazoa; Mollusca; Bivalvia; Ostreida; Ostreidae
Exons: 4
Coding region: 1-585 (194 amino acids)
Source: RefSeq, a predicted model, not a curated record